AUGUCAGAAGAUCAAAAAAGUGAAAAUUCGGUACCUUCUAAGGUUAAUAUGGUGAAUCGCACCGAUAUACUGAUUACCAUCAAGUCAUUGUCAUGGCUUGACUUGAUGUUGCCAUUUACUAUAAUUCUCUCCAUAAUCAUUGCAGUAAUAAUUUCCGUCUAUGUGCCUUCUUCCCGUCACACUUUUGACGCUGAAGGUCAUCCCAAUCUGAUGGGAGUGUCCAUUCCUUUGACUGUUGGUAUGAUUGUAAUGAUGAUUCCCCCAAUCUGUAAAGUUUCCUGGGAGUCUAUUCACAAGUACUUCUACAAGAGCUAUGUAAGGAAGCAACUAGCCCUCUCGUUAUUUUUGAAUUGGGUCGUCGGUCCUUUGUUGAUGACAGCAUUGGCGUGGAUGGCGCUAUUCGAUUAUAAGGAAUACCGUCAAGGCAUUAUUAUGAUCGGAGUAGCUAGAUGCAUUGCCAUGGUGCUGAUUUGGAAUCAGAUUGCUGGAGGAGACAAUGAUCUCUGCGUCGUGCUUGUUAUUACGAACUCGCUUUUACAGAUGGUAUUAUAUGCACCAUUGCAGAUAUUUUACUGUUAUGUUAUUUCUCAUGACCACCUGAAUACUUCAAAUAGGGUAUUAUUCGAAGAGGUUGCAAAGUCCGUCGGAGUUUUUCUCGGCAUACCACUGGGAAUUGGCAUUACCAUACGCUUGGCAAGUCUUACCAUAGUUGGUAAAAGUAAUUAUGAAAAGUACAUUUUGAGAUUUAUUUCUCCAUGGGCAACGAUCGGAUUUCAUUACACUUUAUUUGUUAUUUUUAUUAGUAGAGGUUAUCAAUUUAUCCACGAAAUUGGUUCUGCAAUAUUGUGUUUUGUCCCAUUGGUGCUUUACUUCUUUAUUGCAUGGUUUUCGACCUUCGCAUUAAUGAGGUACUUAUCAAUAUCUAGGAGUGAUACACAAAGAGAAUGUAGUUGUGACCAAGAACUACUUUUAAAGAGGGUCUGGGGAAGAAAGUCUUGUGAAGCUAGCUUUUCUAUUACGAUGACGCAAUGCUUCACUAUGGCUUCAAAUAAUUUUGAACUAUCCCUGGCAAUUGCUAUUUCCUUAUAUGGUAACAAUAGCAAGCAAGCAAUAGCUGCAACAUUUGGGCCGUUGCUAGAAGUUCCAAUUUUAUUAAUUUUGGCAAUAGUCGCGAGGAUCCUCAAACCAUAUUAUAUAUGGAACAAUAGAAAUUAA
Molecule: messenger RNA, 1215 nt
Organism: Saccharomyces paradoxus
Lineage: Eukaryota; Fungi; Ascomycota; Saccharomycetes; Saccharomycetales; Saccharomycetaceae
Product: arsenic resistance protein
Exons: 1
Coding region: 1-1215 (404 amino acids)
Biological process (GO): antimonite transmembrane transport; arsenite transport
Cellular component (GO): plasma membrane
Molecular function (GO): antiporter activity; arsenite transmembrane transporter activity; antimonite transmembrane transporter activity
Source: RefSeq, a predicted model, not a curated record